Drosophila mauritiana is the source of this 4095-nucleotide messenger RNA. RefSeq lists its product as uncharacterized. The record is from RefSeq and is a predicted model, not a curated record. Bases 742 to 2040 code for a protein of 432 amino acids. NCBI's taxonomy places the organism in Eukaryota, Metazoa, Arthropoda, Insecta, Diptera, Drosophilidae. The transcript has 2 exons.
GCGUUUUUAUUUCGUUUCGAACGCGAGAACCGUGCGGACGUGUGCGGUUGAAACAGAAACCGAAACAGUAAGCCACGGUGACCAAGCACCAAGUUCUCUUCACCCCUCACCUUUAACCCUCAACAGGCGGCCACCGAAAAAUUCGAAGAGACCACUAAGAAAUAGAAACAAUUAAUGUGAAGCCCCCGCCCCGACCCCUCUGCAAUUUUGAGUCAAUUGUGUGCCUAAAACCAAACGAACAAAUCUGACAGUUUUUGUUGCAUUUUUUUAUUGUGUUUGACUACAUAGCGUAAGCAAGUGCAAGUUCUUAAAAAAAAAGAAAAACACGAAAAUUCAAAAGUCCUGGAUUAUUUUGAAUUUUGCCAAACUUCAAAGACAACAACAAUAAGCGGCAGGCUCGACUAACGGUGAACAGCCAAGUGAAAUCUCAGGCAAGGCAACAACAAAAAGAAAAACAGAAAUCAGCAAAAAGAAAAGAAAAAGCAAAGUCAGACAGAAGAAGAAGAAGCACCAGCAAUACCAGCAGCAGCAAGUGCAAGAGAGCAAAAAGAGCUCGCAAAAGAGAGCGUGUGUGCGUGUGCGAGCCGAGUGUGUGUGACUUCCUUGUUUAAAGUAAUUUAUUGAAAAUCACCCGAAUCAAAAUCAAAUUGCAAAUCAAGGCAGUUGUUUUCUGUCUUCGGCAAAGAAAAACCCCACAGACAAGCCAGCAAACAAGACACACACUUGCUUGAAAAACGCACAAUGACCUUGCCCACAAACACACACGCAUCUGCAAACGACGGCGGCAGCGGCAACAACAACCACAGCAAUAUUAGCAGCAACAACAACAGCAGCAGCGACGAAGACUCGGACAUGUUUGGACCACCCCGCUGCUCCCCGCCCAUCGGCUAUCACCAUCACCGUUCCCGUGUGCCCAUGAUCUCGCCAAAGCUGCGGCAGCGCGAGGAGCGCAAGCGGAUCCUCCAGCUGUGCGCCCACAAGAUGGAGAGGAUCAAGGACUCGGAGGCGAACCUGCGGCGCAGCGUCUGCAUCAACAACACCUACUGCCGCCUGAACGACGAGCUGCGGCGCGAGAAGCAGAUGCGCUACCUCCAGAAUCUGCCCAGAACCAGCGACAGCGGCGCAAGCACCGAACUGGCGCGUGAGAAUCUCUUCCAGCCGAACAUGGACGACGCCAAGCCGGCCGGCAAUAGCACUAGCAAUAAUACCAACGCCAACGGCAAGCCUUCAUCCUCCUUUGUCGAUGCCUUUGGCUCCUCAAACGGAUCGUCGUCGGGUCGCGGCGGAAUUUGCUCCCUGGAGAAUCAACCGCCCGAGCGUCAGGAGCUGGGGACACCCGCUGGAGCCUCCGCUCCCGAGGCGGCCAAUUCGGCGCCCCUUUCCGUUUCGGGCUCGGCAUCGGAACGCGUGAAUAACCGGAAGCGCCACCUGUCCAGCUGCAACUUGGUCAACGAUCUGGAAAUACUGGACAGGGAGCUGAGCGCCAUCAAUGCACCCAUGCUGCUAAUCGAUCCAGAGAUUACCCAGGGAGCCGAGCAGCUGGAGAAGGCCGCCUUGUCCGCCAGCAGGAAGAGAUUGAGGAGCAAUAGCAGCAGCGAGGACGAAAGUGAUCGCCUGGUGCGCGAGGCUCUGUCCCAGUUCUACAUACCGCCACAGCGCCUGAUCUCCGCCAUUGAGGAGUGUCCCCUGGAUGUGGUUGGCUUGGGUAUGGGAAUGAAUGUGAAUGUGGGAGGAAUCGGUGGAAUCGGUAGCAUCGGAGGAGCUGCAGGCGCUGGCGUCGAAAUGCCCGGAGGCAAACGGAUGAAGCUGAAUGACCAUCACCAUCUCAACCACCAUCACCAUUUGCACCACCAUCUGGAGCUGGUCGAUUUCGACAUGAACCAAAACCAAAAGGAUUUCGAGGUGAUCAUGGACGCCUUGAGGCUGGGAACGGCGACGCCGCCGAGCGGCGCCAGCAGCGAUUCUUGCGGUCAGGCGGCGAUGAUGAGCGAGUCGGCCAGCGUGUUCCACAAUCUGGUGGUCACCUCGUUGGAGACAUGAAAGUACCAGUGAAUCCCCGAGCAGCAGACAAAGAUUAAAGAGUUUAGAUUUUAUAUAAGACAUUUGCAUACCGUUUUUAAGCGAACAUUUAGGCUAUGACCCAUGUACUAAUCUCUAAGCUAUUAUUAUAUAGGAAGGAGCAGGAAGAAGAUCGGGCGGAUUGGCCAGUAUUACUCAUUAAUGGCAGUCGCGAUUUGUACAAACAAAAAUACACAAAAAUAGUUGUAGGCAAUGGAAAAAACAAAAAACAAAAAUCAAAGAAUUUGUAGUCAAAACAGCAGAAACAAACAAAAAACCAGAACAAUCUAUAAGUUAUAUUUAAAGCAAGGAAAAUCAACUCCAUACUUGUAACAAAUCGACAAAAAUUCAGUUGUGGUUUCCAUUUCGGUUUCGCAGAGAGGUCCGUUUAAUUCAAAAUACUAAAUACUUCCAAUUAAACGAAAAACUAUGUAUAUGAUGUAUAUGCCAGUGACAUUCCACAUUGCUAUCCCUACUGAAUUUUUGUAUUUCCUACACAAAUCCCAUCCAUUGGAUGUUCUAUAAAAUAUCUCACACACGAAAGAGUGUCAAAAAUGUCUUGCGUUGAGAAAUAAAUAUGCGUACAUACAAAUAUAGUGUUUACAGAAAACCUCCGAAGUUCUCCUAGUCAUACAAAAAACCAACCAACUAACUAACGAAAGAGAACACACCACGCUAUCCCAAACAAAUUCUAAAAAAUAAACAAUGCAAGGUUUCAUUUAUUAAAUUCCAAAUGAACUUCGUUUAUUAAGCUUAAUUGGUUCCCACUUUUUGGCCUGUGCACAAAUACAAAGGAUGAAGACAAUGUUCUAAUAAGAAAACUGAGACAUGAAAGCAAGUUAAAAUAGCAAUUAAAACAACAAAAAACAAAACCACAAAAUAUUAUACAAAAAAGUGCAAUUAGAAUUUUUUAAAAUAUUGAUGAAAGCAAGCCUCAAAAACAAAAACAACAAAAGUGCAUUCAAAAAGAUUUAAACACAAAUCGGGCAAAUUAACAGAUUAUAAAGGUAAUAAUAUAGUAGACAAAGUAAGACAAACAAGCAAAAACCACAAAAAAAAAAAAAACAAUUUUUUCUUCGAAAAAAAUUACGGCUGUGAUAGAAUUUUAAGUUUUUGGCUAAAAAAAGAAGGGAAGAAUUGAAGUGAAAUGAAAAAAGGAAAGAAACCACAAAAAAUUAACAUUUAAAGUACUACAAAAUAUACCAGGCAUUAAAUCAUGAAUAUUAUGAUCUAUGUGUAAACGAACAUUUAGUAUUUGUAAGACAGAAGAAGAAAAGAAACUAAUCGAGUAGAAGAAAAGCGCGUGCUGUACUUUCUUUCCGCGAGAGAGAAGCGAAAGAAAGAGAGAAUCGCUUGGCUUUCAUUGAUUUUAUAUAUAGAUAUAACAUAUUUUUUGCAUUUUCUAUAAGUCGCCUCGCCUCGCCUAAGCUUUCGAUUUCGUUACACGUUUCACGUUCCUCGUUCCUCGCUUUUGUUUUCGUUCGCGUUCGCGUCUUUUUUGGCCCAGAAGAAAGCAGACCACAAACACAAGCAAUCUGUUCCGUUCCCACAAGUGGAGAUAGUUCCAUGGGUAGUACGAGUAUAUCUAUGUAUAUACCUAUUUUUAAGUCAAAGACUCAAGACUCUAAGAAUCUAGAGAGCAGGUCCUUCAUCGAUUGAAUGCCUUUCCCAUUUUCCCCAUUCCCCCAUUUUCCCAUUUGCGUUGCUCCCGUCGACUUUUGUUAAUGCUUAAGUUUUUUUUAUGAUAUGAAAUGAUUAUUUUUGAUAUGUUUAUGCAAUUAUCGUUCGUUUUAGUAGAAGAAUUACUUAGCCUAUGACCGUACACGUUAAGUGAACUUAUCCGUAUGUAUUUCCAUUAUAGUUAAUAUUCCUGCAUAUGCAGACUACAUGGAUGAACCAAUAUACCAAUAUACAUUAUACGUACAUACAUACAUAUAGUGCUCUGCCCGAUCGCGUAUUUAUCGCGCCGCAGGCGAACUAUGGAACAUUCAAAGCUAUGCAACAAAUGCAAAAUAAAUUAUACAAAAAAAGUCCAAA